AGUAAUUUUAAUUUUUGUGGUUUAACUGUAAUUUGGGUAAGAGUGUAUAAAUUGUUUUUUAAGUUUAUAGUAUGUAUUGGAUUAUUUGAUUUACAAUUUAAAUUUUGUGCAGGGUAAGGUUAGUUGUUAAGAGGUAUACUAACAACGUAUGUAGAAAAUGGAUUUUUAGGAUUGGUGACUGAUAAACACUAUUUGGAUGUGUGGUUUUAGUUAGUGUUGCUUAUUAGUUUUGUUUUGGUUGUAGAACUAUUUAUGAUGGGGUUUUUUUGUGUGUUUUAAAUAAGGUUUGACACAGUGAGUAGGAAUCUCAUAUGAUUUUUUUUUUAUGGAAACAGAAGUAUAACUUUUUCUGUAGGUUAUGAAAUUUACGGGACUACUUUAUUGACUAUUUACUAAGUCUUGUACUUGAGUAGGGUUUUGAAACUCUGAUUUUGACAUCAAAGAAGAAAAUGAGUAACCGAAGGAGGUAGAGAAGUUUUCUCCUUAUGGGAUAAAAAGGGUUUAACAUAGAAACUGCUUUGUCUAAUCUUCCGUGGGGGGGUGUCCGUGGGACGGCCGGGCCGCGCGCGGGACUCGGCAGCGGGAGCGCAGCGAGCUGUGCGCGUUGGGCGGGAGGCGGCGCCGCCCUCAGCGAGCAGAGCUGAGCCGAGCAGAGCGAGCGGCUCCGAGUUCAGCCGAAACGAACCGAGCUGAGCCGAACCCAGCGAGCGGCUCCGAGUUCGGCCGAACCGAGCCGAGCUGAGCCAAAGAGGCGAAUGCAGCCGAUAAUAGCCGAGCUUCGCCGAGCGCAGCAUCACGCGCAGGGCAGGGCGGGUUCGGGGUGGAGCCGGGGCUCUGUGAGGCCCGCUUGUCCCUCUCUCUCCCUCUCUUUCCUCCUCCUCGUAUUCCUCUUCUUUGUCCCCGAGACCCUACUCUCGUCUCCCUCCCAAUCCCGACUCCCUGUCCCCGCCGCUUUUUCUUGGCUGUCCCUACCCCGCUACUCCCUUCUGUUCCCCCUCUCUCCCUCCUCUGUCCACCCUCCCUCUACCCCUCUCCCGGGCUUUCCCUUUCCCUCCCGCAUUCCUGCACAGCCCGACCUCCCUCGCCGCCCUUUCUCAUGCCCUGCUCUCGCUCCUGUCUUCCCGUGCCCCGUUUUCCUCUUUGCCCCGCAGCCGCGGGGCUCGGGGUGCCGGAGAAUAAAGGCCCGAGGUCCGGAGCCCGGCGCCGCUCGGUCCUUGCAGGAGUCCCCGCACGGGGCCGGAGGCUCUCGGCGGAUCCCCCCGUGCCGGUCAGACGCCUCGCCCGACAGCGCCGGAGCUGCGGCUUUCCCGGCACGGCGCCGAGAGCGGCCCCCGCUCAGUGCCGCGCCGUGCCCGCCGUCGGUGCCGCUCCCUCUCGCUGCCCCUGGCCCGGGACAGCGAGGCUGGGGAGGAACCUCAACGCUUCUGGGGGCCGCCCCCCCUUUCUUGUUGCAGCAGAAUCCCUUUCUGCGGGCAUGGACGUGUGGAAAGGGCUUGGAGGAAGCGCUGCGCUGCUGUCCGGGGCAGUCGGACUCGUUCUGUGCCUUCUUUAGGGGUCAGGAAAAGGGGGUGAAGACUCGGGGCUCUGAUGCCUUUUGGGGCAUCCCAAGGUCCCCAGGAGAGGGAGCCCCACUACGGUGCAGGAGCGGGACUGCGAGAGCUUCUCACAGGGUCGGGGGGAACACCUGGAUCCGCGCUUGGGUACGUGGAGCAUCGCUUAAAGGAGGUGCCGAGGGGCGAAUCUUUGUGCCGGGGAGCAGCAGCCGAACAGGUCCGUGCUGGUUGCCGUGUCCUCGGUGGGCAGAGAGCUCUGACCUUGGCCGGAUGGGCUGCCAAUUCUGAAGCACUGAGCAGAGAGCUGCCUGGGAGGCAGAGCAGAGCCGAUCUCUGAGAGCUGACACGGGAGCUCUGGUGAGGACAGCUGCUCCCCUGCCUCGGUGUGGGACCUGCUGAGCUCCCGUUCCUGUGGUGGGAGUGUUUCUCCUCUCAUCCAGCCAAGCCAGAGACCUCCUAGAGAAUGGGCAGCAGAGUGCAGCCACCCAAGAAAGGAUUUUUUGUGGCUCAGCCAGAUGUUCUCCUGCCUCCCGCCAAGACCCUGAGAUGGAGCUGAGUUUGCAUUCCAAUUUAUUGGAACAGAGGCUCAUCAGAAGUUUCCUCAGCUAUCUGAGGCACAGAGCCCUGGAGCCAAGUAAGCCUGAGCUGCUGCAUGCUUGCUGUGAGCCUUGGGGACAGCGUGAAGACUGAAAGUGUAAGAAGAUGUGGAGGGAAACAGAGAAUCUGACGGGAGCAUCGAACGCACAAGUGCACAAAUUUUGCUUGGAUUUAAACUCAGAAGUUGUAAGGAAUUUGGGAAUGAGAAGGGACAUUUCAGAAGGAGAAGAAGGAGAAGAAGUUGUUGUUACAGUCCUGGCAUAAUCUUUUGUUCUAGCUAAUAAAGGAAGUUAGUUUAAAUUUAAAAAAAAGAAAAAAAAUGUGGGGUUUUUUUCUUCACUAUUAUAUUCAUUGGUGGUAUAUGGUGUGUUGUUUUAUUUCUUGGUAUUAUUAACUCUGUGUAAAUUGUUUUUUGAGUGAAGCUAACUUUCUGGAUGGGUUGGUUUGUAUUUGAGGUAGGAUUAAUUACAAUAGGUUUCUUUAAUAGAGUUCUGAUAGGUAUUACUUGGAUUUUGGUUUUGUUUGCUGUAUGUAUAAACAUACACAUUUGGUAGGGCCAGCUUGGCUGCUGGAGUUUAGCAAAUGACCUAAAUUGUUUUUUUGUUACAUCCUAUGAUCAGUUUUAGGCAGUGACUUUAUACUGCUUUUAGGAUUUUCUUAUGCAAUGGUGAGAAAAUAGGCAGGUCUGAUACUUGUUUGACUUUUUUUGUACUUAAUGUUUCAUGAAAUUCUGUAAGCCAAGCGAUCUACUGGUUAAACUAUA
This is a messenger RNA of Melospiza georgiana, 2913 nucleotides long. RefSeq names its product nascent polypeptide-associated complex subunit alpha, muscle-specific form-like. The transcript is spliced from 6 exons. The record is from RefSeq and is a predicted model, not a curated record. Lineage: Eukaryota; Metazoa; Chordata; Aves; Passeriformes; Passerellidae. The coding region runs from base 756 to 1841 and encodes 361 amino acids.